This is a messenger RNA of Dreissena polymorpha, 938 nucleotides long. Its product is annotated as G-protein coupled receptor 183-like. NCBI's taxonomy places the organism in Eukaryota, Metazoa, Mollusca, Bivalvia, Myida, Dreissenidae. The coding region runs from base 3 to 938 and encodes 311 amino acids. Gene Ontology annotation, cellular component: plasma membrane. Gene Ontology annotation, molecular function: G protein-coupled receptor activity. The record is from RefSeq and is a predicted model, not a curated record. The transcript has 5 exons. Gene Ontology annotation, biological process: G protein-coupled receptor signaling pathway.
UGAUGGAUACCAUUCUAGUCAUGAACACGAGCAAUACCAACAAUGCUAGCGGGGAUCUAUUAGCGGCGAAUCAGACAGGCAGCUUGACGGUGUACAAGUUACUGUAUGAUUACGUGCUUCCAAUAAUUGUGUUUGUGGGACUUGUCGGAAAUCUGACGUCUAUAUACCUGAUGCUGGUUGACAAGCAGAUGCGCAAAGUAUCCUCCAGUGUUUUUCUGAUGUCCGUUCUAGCGGCGGACACAGGGAUGCUUGUAGGUCUAUUACUGGUCUGGAUUGAGUCGCUGGGGUACCCCUUAAAUCAUCUUCCGGCAGUGUGUCGCAUCAACGUCUAUCUUACAUACGUCUUUGGAUUCCUCUCAAUAUGGUAUGUGGUAUGCAUAACCGUUGAGACGUUCAUUACCAUUUGUCAUCCAACAAAGAUCAAACAAAUGUGCACGCUGUUCCGAGCACGUGCUGUGGCGGUGAUGCUGCUUGUCACAGCCCUCGUACUGUAUGUGGUGGCCCCAAUUAUCACCGAGGUACAAAGCGCGCCUCAUUCAAACGCCACCAAACAAUGUCAGCCAAUCGCGAAAUACGGUGGCCUACAUCAACUUGUCUUCUACGCCGACCUGGUGCUGACCUUGUUCGUACCGUUCGUUCUCCUCAUCAUUUUGCUGACUUUCAUGACAGUCGCCAUUGUUCGUUCGGUGAAGAGAAAACAGAAAAGAACAAUCAAGAAAACCAACGAGGAUGGCAAUCAGUCUAGCAUAGGAAAACUGCCACAGGCGCUGUGUUGGAUAGACUGGACUGCUGACUUGAACGCGUCCAGGCUAGGGGCUGUAACGACUGAGAAGCUUCAGGCUGUUGCUUUGUCUGGUAGGUCUAAUAAAUGCUGGGGUUGGGAUGUAUGUGACAGGAACAGCGAUAAGACCAUUAAUGACUAUGAAGAGGAGGACUAA